GCGCCAUCUUGUGUUCCACUGAAGACAUUUCCUACUUUUGUGUAACUCGCUUCCGUGAACAUGGCCGAAAACAUGAACAAUACUUAAACAUUAUUAUAUAUGAUAUCAGCAUUGAGCCAUGGGAUUGUGCUUAAUGGUCUCUCGAAACGGGGUCUGGACAGGAGCUCGGACUCUGACCAGAGUCCAACUAUGCACGUCUCCAUUUUGUGUUUUGAGCAGCGAGCCAUACCGAGUGAUUCACGACAGAGAACAGCGUCGUUUCUCUAUCAGACUGGACCACGGUGGUAACGUCUAUUCCCACAGAAGUCCUAAGAGGCCAUGUCUAGUACAAAGCGCUGUGUUGAAGUACUCCAAUACGAGUGACGGCCACGUGCAUCUGUUAUCAACUGAAGUUCCAGAGCCUUUCAGAGGUAAAGGAGUAGCUGCGACUCUGGCCAAGGCUGCAAUGGACUUUGUGGUUGAAGAAAAAUUAAAAGCAAGCAUCUCAUGUUGGUAUAUUAAAAAAUAUGUUGAUGAAAAUCCACAUCAUGGAUACCAGGUGCACAUUGAAGAUUGAUAUUUUAGACAAAUAAAAAAGGAUGUACAGCUCAUAUGAAAGCACUUAUUCAUUUAUUCCUUCAUUGAGGCAGUCACUUUUAAGUUGAACAUCCAGUAUCUAUUGGACUUUCUGAUUAGAGGAAGCAUGAAGCAGCCAAAUAAAUAAAAUAAAAAAGUUAAA
Molecule: messenger RNA, 718 nt
Organism: Silurus meridionalis
Lineage: Eukaryota; Metazoa; Chordata; Actinopteri; Siluriformes; Siluridae
Product: protein NATD1-like
Exons: 3
Coding region: 119-556 (145 amino acids)
Source: RefSeq, a predicted model, not a curated record